CGAGAUCAAGGCAAUUUAAAGUUCAUACACGGUUGAAAACUUUGCGCCGUCACAACUGAAGCCGAGAGUCCAAGAACAACUCGUAUUCUUUGUUUAGGACACGAACGAUUAGAAGCAAUCUUUAUCCGGAAGGAAUAUUUAGCACGCUACAGGUGUUACGAGCCCAAGUAAACAACUGAAAUGAGGCCGCCGCUGCGAGGCGGCCGGGGACGUGACUCAGGAGGCCGAGGUAGCUUCGGCCGUGGUGGUGGUGGCCGUGGCUUUGGUGGUCGCGGAGGCGGUAGGGGCGGCUAUGCCGACGCGGGGCCGCCGGAGUCUGUCAUCGAGGCGGGCGCCUUCGCUCACGCAUGCGAAGGCGAAGCAGUCGUAAAGCUAACAAAUGAGAAGAUUCCCUAUUUCAACGCACCUAUCUUCUUGGAGAAUAAGACGCAAAUUGGCAAAGUCGAGGAGAUCCUUGGUCCCAUUAAUAACGUGUUCUUCACCAUCAAGAUGGCUGAAGGUGUAGUUGCAACAUCGUACAAGGCAGGCGACAAAUUCUACAUUGACCCUAUGAAGCUCCUGCCCCUGGAGCGUUUCCUGCCCAGGCCAAAGGGCGCAUCUACCCCUGGAGGGGGACGUGGCGGGGGCCGUGGCGGUGGCCGUGGUGGCCGCGACGGCGGGCGGGGUUUUGGUGGGCGGGGCGGCCGCGACGGCGGCGGCCGGGGCGGCUUUGGCGGCCGCGGCGGUGGCUUUGGCGGCCGCGGCGGCGGCUUUGGCGGUCGGGGCGGUGGUGGUUUCGGAGGCCGCGGCGGCGGUGGUUUCGGAGGCAGGGGCCGGGGCCGGGGUUAAUCGCACAGCCCCUUCACAUCGCGUGGGUUUCAGCAGCGGAUGAGUGCCCGGUGCCCAGCGCGGUUCGUGUGCUAGUGCCACCCAUCCCUGAGUGAUAUCCCCCUUCAUCUAGGGGAACGUCCCCCCUUCUCAACACGCACGCAGAGGGCGAUAAUGUGUAUGUAUACACCAUCUUCCUUAUUCCCCCGGCAAGGGCCGCACGCAUGCAUGCAGCUGCUCGCAGUGGUUAGCCUCUUUGCAAUCGCUGGCUGGCUGGCUGGCUUGUUGAGGAGAAACGUAACCCAACCAUGGCCUGUGAUUUCCCCGCCUCCAACGGUGCCCAUUUAAGGUCGUGUUUUACUGGCGUGUGUUGGGCUUUGAUCCUGGCGAUGAAGGUUGUGAGGGGGUAGCCCGGCCGCUCGAGUCUUGAGUGUCAGCAAGAGGAGCCCACUCAAGGGGGUGGGAAUGGCGGUUGGGAGGAGGCAGCAGCAUGGUAGGGGAGGGCGUCGCCCCGGGGAAGGAGGUGAGACACCGAAUUUUUCUGGGAGCCGUACAUGUCAUUAAUUAUGUGAAGAUAUUUCCACGGCUUGGGUUGGGAGCUGGGGCGGUGACGGCGGCACAGCAGCGGCAGUUGGAGUGCGGGGACGAUGGGGGAUAAAAGAGAAAGUAAAGUCCGGGGCGGGAUAUGCCGCGAGGG
Volvox carteri f. nagariensis is the source of this 1504-nucleotide messenger RNA. RefSeq lists its product as uncharacterized. NCBI's taxonomy places the organism in Eukaryota, Viridiplantae, Chlorophyta, Chlorophyceae, Chlamydomonadales, Volvocaceae. Gene Ontology annotation, cellular component: box H/ACA snoRNP complex. Bases 181 to 828 code for a protein of 215 amino acids. The transcript has 4 exons. Gene Ontology annotation, biological process: ribosome biogenesis; snoRNA guided rRNA pseudouridine synthesis. The record is from RefSeq and is a predicted model, not a curated record. Gene Ontology annotation, molecular function: box H/ACA snoRNA binding.